Molecule: messenger RNA, 631 nt
Organism: Wasmannia auropunctata (little fire ant)
Lineage: Eukaryota; Metazoa; Arthropoda; Insecta; Hymenoptera; Formicidae
Gene: Ufm1
Product: ubiquitin-fold modifier 1
Exons: 4
Coding region: 192-455 (87 amino acids)
Biological process (GO): protein K69-linked ufmylation
Cellular component (GO): nucleus; cytoplasm
Source: RefSeq, a predicted model, not a curated record
ACUAGGUGUCUAAGCGUGUUGCUCACAUCAUCGUGUCUUAAAAUAGAGGUUAGGAUAGGUUGCAAUUCUUGUUGGAUGUGUUGGAAGGUUGGAACUUGGAUUUACAGUCAGUUGCAAAUUGACUGCGAGUUGGGACGAUUAUCAUUGCCUAUCACAUUUUAUACAGUUAUUGAUUCUGCGUGUGAACGAUUAUGGCGUCCAAAGUCACAUUCAGAAUAACUCUGACGUCCGAUCCUAAUCUGCCAUACAAAGUACUUAGCGUACCAGAAAAUACUCCCUUUACUGCCGUACUAAAAUUUGCCGCCGAGGAGUUUAGAGUGCCGCCAGCUACGUCGGCCAUAAUUACAGACGAUGGCAUAGGAAUUAAUCCUCAACAAACUGCAGGAAAUGUAUUUCUUAAGCAUGGCGCGGAACUUAGGUUGAUUCCCAGGGAUCGCGUUGGAUACACUAGAUGAUUUAUAUAAUAUCGUAUUUAUUUUUAUUGUGUUUUUGCAUAUUAAAAAAAUGAUUUUAAAAAAGAAAUUAUAGCCCGCGAUAUAUUAUAAAUUGCAUAUAUAUAUAUACAUACAUCACGCGAUUAUAAAAAGUUACUUAUUCACAAUAAAAACAUUCCACAUGCUUUCUGAACUAA